Messenger RNA from Syzygium oleosum, 1240 nucleotides. Its product is annotated as heavy metal-associated isoprenylated plant protein 23. Bases 359 to 817 code for a protein of 152 amino acids. The transcript has 2 exons. Gene Ontology annotation, molecular function: metal ion binding. NCBI's taxonomy places the organism in Eukaryota, Viridiplantae, Streptophyta, Magnoliopsida, Myrtales, Myrtaceae. The record is from RefSeq and is a predicted model, not a curated record.
UCCCCACUCAAGAAUGCUUGGGUACACCGAAGAGCCUAUAUAAAUGUGGCCUCGGCCUCAAGGAACAUCCUCAUACUCGUAGACAAGUAAAGAAGGGAACAGAGAGCCUUUGAAGCACUCUUUUCUUGGUUUUGUUGCAAGGCAAGAAAAGCAUUCUUUUUGGAGGGAAGUUCUUGUUUUGUGAUUUCUCUCGAAGGGGCUUUUUUGAAAUCCCCACCACCACUUUGACCUAUAGAACCCAUCAACAUCCUCGCCUGUUCUCUUCUUCAUCAACUUUGGCCUGCCAGACUCCUCCGUACCUGGAAGAACUUCUCUUUAGUCCGAGGCUUUCAGCUUCAGCAGAGAAAGAGAGAGAGAGAUGGGUGUUGCAGGGACUUUGGAGUACUUGUCUGACUUGAUGAGCAGUGGACACAAGCACAGGAAGAGGAAGCAACUGCAGACAGUGGAGCUGAAGGUGAGGAUGGACUGUGAUGGCUGUGUGCUCAAGGUCAAGAAGGCCCUCUCUUCUUUAGACGGAGUGAAGUCAGUGGAGAUAAACAGGAAGCAGCAGAAGGUGACGGUGACCGGGUUCGUUGACCAGAGCAAGGUGCUGAAGAGGGCCAAGUCGACGGGGAAGAAGGCGGAGAUAUGGCCGUACAUACCCUACAGCGUGGUGGCUCACCAGCCUUUCAUCGCCCAGUCCUACGACAAGAAGGCCCCUCCCGGCCAUGUGAGGAAGGUCGAGCCCAUCGCCCCUAGCGCCACCGUGACCCGGCACGAGGACCCUUACAUGACCCUCUUCAGCGACGAAAAUCCCAAUGCUUGCUCCAUCAUGUAGGACUAGGAACCCAAAUUCGUGAUGUACAUGUUCCGCGAGUUUGUCAAACUCGAAGCUAUAGUAAGAUCAACGGUUCUUGCGGUUCGGUUUGCAUCAUGUGAAAAGAAGGAGCAUACAGCUCCGAAUUCAAAUUUCGGAUCGCUGUAUAGUGGGGUCUUGAGGUUUAAGUAAAGUGGGAGGAAUAUUGGGUUGAUUAGGGUCAAAAUUAUUGCUGUGCAUCCAUCUUUGUUAUUGGUAACUCAGAAUCUAGAGAGUGAGUCAGUGUUGUGCCCUUUUGUAGGCUAGCUGAGUUUUAGACUUUUUUCUUCUGCUUUAUCAAUGGCUAUGUUGUCAUAUAUGUAUUGUAUGGACCUAUUGCUCGUUUGGGUCAUGUAACAUGGCAAUGAAUAGUGUAUGCAAUGUAGCUUUGCUUGUGUUUUUCUU